AUGUCGCACAAUAUUCUCGUCACUGGUGCCUCUGGAUACCUCGGAGGCACGCUUCUCGCCCGUUGGGAGAAGAGCAGUCUCCCUCCAUAUGGGCAUUUGUAUGCCCUGGUUCGUUCAGACGAGCAGGCACAAGCCGUCAAGAAGUAUGGGGCGGAACCCCUGCAAUGCGAUAUCCACGACCACGAGAAUUUGAAAAAGGCCAUUAUUGACAAGGAGAUCUCUAUUGUAUUCUUCCUCAUCGAUUCCUUCACUGAUCAGCACCAACCACCCAUCAUCGAGGCUCUUGCCGAGGUGAAAGCAAAAACGGGAAAUGAAGUCCAUUUUGUACACACCGGGGGUGCGAAGCACUUUAGUCGACAUGCAGGCAUUCACCGUGAUGAGCCCUUGCUUGAUACCGACCCAGAGAUCUACGACAUUUUGAAAACAUCUGUCUCACCGCAUGACUAUUUUCAACAAACUACCAGAACAAACAUCAGCGUUAUUGAUGUGUGCCAAAAGCACGGUGUUAGAGGGUACAUCUUUGCACCGUGUAUUGUAUACGGACGCGGAGAGGGGUUCGGGAACCAGGUCUCGAUUCAAGACGUUGCCAUUGUAAAGGCAGCCGUAAAAGCUCGAAGAGUAUACAAAGUCGACACGGACAACCCGACCUGGCCUGUCUGCCAUCUCAUUGAUAACACCAAUCUUUAUCUGCAAAUGGCGCGAAACAUGCUGCUCAGUCGUGAUAUGGGCUACAACAAGAAUGGUUUCUAUCUGGCUGCUUCCGGCAGUGUGUACUGGAAUGACUUGUACGCUUCCAUGGCCGUGGCUUUGGCAAAGCGCAAUCGUGUGGAUGAUGCAACUGUGGCGCAAGCCGACGAUGCUGCCCUAGUCACCAUGGGGGAAGCGCUUGGGGUACCGGCAUCCCUCGUUCCUGUGAUGUUGGGUGGAAAAUGUAUGUUCACGGCAGUGAAUGGAAAUCAAAUCGGUUGGAAGGCUCAGUACCCCCCAAAGCACAUUCUCGAGGCAGCUGAUGAAGAAGUUGAACUGAUCUUGGGAAGUCUCGAUGAAAAAUAG
Molecule: messenger RNA, 1053 nt
Organism: Talaromyces rugulosus
Lineage: Eukaryota; Fungi; Ascomycota; Eurotiomycetes; Eurotiales; Trichocomaceae
Exons: 4
Coding region: 1-1053 (350 amino acids)
Source: RefSeq, a predicted model, not a curated record